AUGCGACCACUUCCCGCGCGCCGCAACCCGCACCUCCAAGGCAGUAAUUGCCCGGAAUAUGAGGAACUCGUCGCGCGCCGCCGCCUGGGGAGGACAAACCUCGCGGUCGCCCCAGCUAAAAUUGGCUCCUCGAAUGCGACUAUGCCCUCGAACUUGGGCCCAUUCGAGUAUGCCCACCUCAGAGCGCCUCUUCCGGCUGACCUGAAGGGCUCUGAGAUCUUCUCUCCUAAGCAGCAUCACAUUGACUCCUACUUUCUCAUGCGACGGAGUCGUGAUGGCCAUAUAAGCGCGUCGGGAAUGUUCAAGAUCGCCUUCCCCUGGGCUAAGCAUUCAGAGGAGUCAGAUGAGCGCGACUAUCUCCGGACGCGUCCUGAAACCAGUGAAGACGAGAUCGCAGGAAAUGUAUGGAUAUCGCCAGAACUAGCUCUUGAGCUAGCAAGGGAGUACGGUAUCGUGACCUGGGUUCGCGCUCUCCUAGAUCCAACUGAUAUUCUAGACCGCGGAGACAGUUCGUCGCCAGAUGCAGAGGCGAUCCCAGAACCUCCCAAGUUUGACUUGCCGCCACUUGACACUCCUCUCCUCUCCCCGCCUGAGGGAGAGACGACCACCCGCGGUAGGGGCAGACGAUCAGCCUCGCCAUCCAAGUCUGCCACUGGCCGGAAGAUUGCCAUUCCACGAAAAUCGCGAAGAGCGCAAAAGGAGUCCAAUGCCAAUGCUAGCAGUUCUCUUCAAAGUAGUCUAGACGCUGCUGCUGCUUCGCCCGCUCCCAAGAAACACGAUGAGGAAGAAGAUGAGGCUCCUGAGGCCAAUGGCCAUGAUGAGGAGGUAGAAGAGGAGACUACUCUUGUCAAGAGACCCAAGGAACGUGUUACUGUUGAAAUUGAAUCGAAAGUCGAUGUCGUUGGAGAAUCGGAGAGCGCAAUAACCAACGUCACCGUCAAGAUGCCUGCUGGCCUGGCCGAUUUGCCCAUGCCAGAGAAUACUGAGAAGAUGCUAGAAACGGCCAAGGAAAUGGUAGAAGAAGCUACCAAGCUCCAGGAGCAAAAUGAGGAGGAGGCUGAAGAACAGACUGGAUCUCCUUCGCCCAAGAAACUUUCCAGGAAACGAAAGGCUGAGGAGAUAGUGGUGGAAGAUGACGAAGAGGAGGCCGAGGAUCCUCAUGCCUUGAAGAGAGCUAAGAUACUUGAAGACAAGCUCAGGAACGAAAGAGUACGGAACCGUGCUCUAUUCGGUGUCACUGCCACUCUUGCUAUGGCGUAA
Molecule: messenger RNA, 1260 nt
Organism: Nannizzia gypsea CBS 118893
Lineage: Eukaryota; Fungi; Ascomycota; Eurotiomycetes; Onygenales; Arthrodermataceae
Exons: 4
Coding region: 1-1260 (419 amino acids)
Biological process (GO): mitotic telomere tethering at nuclear periphery; meiotic attachment of telomere to nuclear envelope
Cellular component (GO): nuclear membrane complex Bqt3-Bqt4
Molecular function (GO): DNA binding
Source: RefSeq, a predicted model, not a curated record